AUGUCCAUAGUCACUGAUUCAAUUAUCGUCGCUAUUGACGGUGCCCUUAUUGUUAUCGCUGAGGCCUCUGCAGGGAUCUUUAUAACACGCAAAGGGGUAUAAAUCAUUCAGUGACUUUCAAAAUCCGGCACAGAGACAAUGUCCAAGGUGACCCUAUGGGUCAUUUUGCCAUGCUUACUGUUCUGUGAAAUGAUAAAUGAGUUCAGCAUCAGCCAAAUGGGCGAAUUUGGCUUGCUCUUUGUAUUUUGUUCACGUAAGAGCUAUUUAGUUCACAUCUUUGUAGGCUAUGGAGUGGGGUGGCUUUUUGGGAAACUCACUCAUGCAGACACAGAAUUGGCCAAACUCAUGAAGGCUUGUAUCGCUUUUCAAGACACGACUGCCAUUCCUCUUGUUUACGCAUCAGUGCUGGGGAACAAUUCAAUCACCAAGCCAGACCAUCAUUUUAAAAAUAAGGCAACUGAAAUAGUGCUUAUUUAUACAGUGUUUAUUACUGUUUAUAAGUGGACUUUUGCUUAUGGGUAAGGAUUACACAGGAUGAUGAAGCCAGAAAUUACUCCAAAAAAUACCAAUGAAAUUGAGCUAUACUGCUUUUUGAUAAAUAAAAAUUAUAUAUAUAAAAAUUGUGACGAUAGACCACUCGACCUCCUGGCCUAUUUUCUUCAAAGCCAGCAAAAAACAGCCGAGUGUGAAGAGGAAGGACAGAAAGACGCCAGGAAUCCUUUUUAUAUAUAGAGUUUGGCUUUUAUCGGGUCCUAGGAAGCUGCUCCCUUUGUUUUUCCUUCGAUACCAUCAUUUGAAAGACCAGAGCCAGCAAAAGCCCCUAGAGGACGAUAAAGUGCUCGAGCAUGGCUCAAGAGGUGGAAUCUGUCGAACGACGAACUGGAAGUUUCGACCCAGGCGAUAGGCCAAUAGGCUCCGGAAAUCUCCGUCCUGUCUGUUUAGGAAGAGCAGCUUACUUUAAUUUAAUUUAAUUAAUAAUAAAAAUUAUUAUUUUUUAUAUUAAAAAUAAGGCUAUUUAUUACAAUUAAUUAUACUAGAAAGCGCUAGCAGCAAUGGGACAAGUAAAGUAAACGAAAAUUCAUGGCUUUGGAAAGUCAAAAAGACCUUAAACCCUCCAAUUUAUGCAACUUUGGUGUCAGUUCCCUUGGCCUUGAUCCCAUACAUGAAGGAAUAUGUUUUUGCAGGGUCUGGAGCUGUGUUUAAGAACAACUUAUUCGCAGCCAUGACCAGCAUCGGAGCCUGUGCUUCACCAAUUAUAAAUCUUAUGCUUGGGUCAAACUUAAGCCAGGGAUACCCUCCAGAAGCAGAUAUUAGCUGGUAAUUUUUAUAUAGGACGUGCUUAAACUUGGUUAUGAUCGGAAAAAUGGUCGUCAUGCCUAUUUUUGGGGCUGCAAUGCUUUUUCCUUUAUAUUGGGCUGGAAUAAUUGUAAAAAUUACAUAGAACCGUGUUAUGGUGAUUAUGGUUGGGGUCACUUUUGCGUCUCCAACGUCACUGCAGCUGCUUAUGAUUUGUGUGAUUCAUAAAAAUCAAGUAGAUAAUAUUUCGAAGGUGUAUCUAUUUAUGUAUUUGAUUUGUGCAAUUCCGAUGAGUGUUUGGACUAUUGUGCUUCUGGUUUUAGCUUAUCAAUAA
Molecule: messenger RNA, 1630 nt
Organism: Blepharisma stoltei
Lineage: Eukaryota; Ciliophora; Heterotrichea; Heterotrichida; Blepharismidae
Source: the annotation of a GenBank genome assembly